GGUGGCGCCUGUCAAGCUAAGAAGCUAGGUCACUAGAAACCAGUUAAGUAACGCCACAAGUCAGAGUUAGAGACAGAAAUAUCCAGCAACACGACUGUCUCUAACAUUUUUUUUUAUCUGACUAUACGUUACAUAGGACGAACCUAAAAUGGCGGCGGCUUCGUUUCAUCGCAUAUUUGUGGUCGCUUUGACCUGAACAAGACUUGUGCUAACGUUAGCCUGUUAGCAUCACUGGUUGUUUACUGCACCAGCCCCACCACUGUGGCUCUGCACGGAUCCCUACUGUACAUUCAGUUCAUUUAAGGAGUAUCACACGUUUAAGAGGAUGUUCCUGGUGGGGCUGACGGGAGGUAUCGCCUCAGGGAAAAGUGCAGUGUCUUCAAUGCUGCGGGAGCUUGGAUGCCCCAUUAUUGAUGCUGAUGUUGUGGCCAGGAAAGUUGUGGAGCCGCACACUCCCGCCUAUUCCCGCAUCGUCUACCACUUUGGGCCAGAGAUCCUCCUUGAGAACGGGGAGAUCGACAGGCAGAAGCUGGGCCAGCUCAUCUUCGCCAACGAAGAGAAGAGGAAGCUGCUGAACUCCAUCACACACCCAGAGAUCCAUAAAGCAAUGCUCAAAGAGAUCCUGUUCUACUUUCUCAGAGGGUACCGCUACGUGGUGCUGGAUGUUCCCCUUCUCUUUGAGACCAGACGUCUCACUCAGUUCCUGAACCACACUGUAGUAGUUUACUGUGACCCUGCCACUCAGCUUCUGCGCCUGAUGCAGAGGGACGGCCUGACCCAGGAGCAGGCCGAGCAGCGCGUGGCCGCACAGAUGCCGCUCAAUGAAAAGCGCGGCUUGGCCAACCACGUUAUCGAGAACUCGGGCAGCCGUGAGGACACCCACCGGCAGGUCCUACGAUUGCACACGAAGCUGGAGGACUCCAUGGACUUCCUCUUAGUGAGGGUCAUUGCUAUUGCUGCCACUACUGGUCUGGGUGGGAUACUGCUGUACGCAGCCAAGAUACUGUUGUCCUAACAGAGGACAGAUGAGGGGGAAGAAAGAGCUGGGUCCAGGAUGCGGUCAGAGAUGUGUGAGCAGUGGCAGGUGAACGCACGUCGGGCGGUCCCGAUGCAAUUUACUGUGAGAUUAGUUUCACAGCACCCACCACUACAGCUCAGUGGUGUGACGUGCUCUGUUUGCAGUUAACACUGACUUACAUUAUUGACACAACAUGCACUGACAAAUGUGGAAUAGUGUGAAGGGGUUGAAUGUGCAGUUUCAGGUGGUUUUACUCAGAGACAUUAAAAACAUGAAGGUGAUACCGUAGUGGCUUCCCGACGCUCUCAGCAGUGAAUCACAGUUUGGGACCUAAAAGCUGGUUGAAUUUUUAUUUUGUUGCAGCAGUCGACUCAUAACUAACAUCAGUGAACGAGCAAAAAUUGACCAUUGUUACACCACUGUUACACCUUUAUGAAGAUAUCUAAAUUAGACAUUUUGGGUGAUAGCAUGGAUUAAAACAUGGAUUGAACGUAGAGAGAGCAAAAGUCACUGCGGUUUCUGCUCCUUUCAUUCAUAUGCAAUUUACAACUGUAAGUACAAAACACAGCGCUGUCCCCACUGAUGGAUAUGUUUUAAAACAAAUGGAUCACCCAUCAUAGACAAAGUAAUUUAACGCCCAACAUGAAUGAUCCAAUGCUCACAGAAUACGUUAUUGAUUGUAUACUAAUGACCUGUAUAAUGAAGAUAUAUGGCAGAAUGUAUUUGACAAUCCAUUUUUUUAAUGGGAACAGACAGUGAAUUUACAUGAAUUAACAGACUUUAUAUAUAUAUAUAUAUUUCACUGUAUUUUCUUACACUUGAAGCUGUCCUCUGUAAAUACUGAGUCUGUGGUUUUGUUUCUCUGUGCACAUUCACUGGUAACUAAAACAUUUGUAACUUUAGCCGUUGAACUGAAAUAUAAAUGAUCCAACACUACUGUUUUAAAGUGACCUCUGUCAGAUGCUGUGAGUUUUUUAUUUUAAUUUUAGUGCAGGAUGCCCGUUGCCCUUAAUAUAUUAUAUCACUAUUUUCAAAUUUAUCCUAAGAAGCUAUUUGUGGUCAAAUCUGCAACUUACACAAGUGUGUUUUGAAAACUCAAAAUCUCCAGCUGGUAAUGUACUAUAUACAGUGAAGUAGCAGUCUAGUAGUUAAACUUUUUUUUUUUUUUUUUAAGUUUGCAUAUUCAUGCAUUCUGGAUUUUUUAAUGAGAGAGAAGGAGUAUAUAUAAUUUCAAGAAUCUUUAAAGAAGUAAUUGAACUUUCUUUGUUUAAAACCCUUAUCAGAUUUUAAUAAUCAUUCAAAGCACAGUCAUUUACAUGUUUUUAAAACAUGUCUGCAGGGACUUUGGUCCACUUUAGUCAAGAUAUUAGUCAAAAGUUAAAACAGAAAUUAAAGUUGGGUUAUUCAGCAAUUUAGCAGUGGACCUUGAUUAAGUUAAGGGACUUACAAGAGACAGAUUUGAAUAAGAAUGGUCUGAAUUGAAGCAACAGAGGCUGAGAUUUCAUGACUUUUAGUCACUAGUAUGGGUCACACUGCAAAAAACACUGGCUCCAACAUUAACCAUAAUGCAGCUUGGUAGUUUAGUGUUUGUUAGACCUUCCCCUUCCUGGUAGAUGCCAAGUCUGUCAAACCCCACACACUUUCAGUUUGUAAUGCUGGCUUUCUGUUACAUAAAAUCAGGCCCAAUCUAGGGUAACCCA
Messenger RNA from Epinephelus fuscoguttatus (brown-marbled grouper), 2718 nucleotides. It is a transcript of the gene dcakd, whose product is annotated as dephospho-CoA kinase domain containing. The transcript has 5 exons. The coding region runs from base 326 to 1015 and encodes 229 amino acids. Lineage: Eukaryota; Metazoa; Chordata; Actinopteri; Perciformes; Serranidae. Gene Ontology annotation, molecular function: dephospho-CoA kinase activity; ATP binding. Gene Ontology annotation, biological process: coenzyme A biosynthetic process. The record is from RefSeq and is a predicted model, not a curated record.